CAUGCCCAUUUUUGCCCCAGAAACGCCCAGAUAAAGUAAAUUAUAAGAUUGAGGUAAUAAAUAAAAAUUUGAAUUAAAUUGUUAAUUUUAAGUCCUAAGAAGCACUGGAUAAAAAAUAAAAAAAAUACGACUUUUUGUUGACCACCGAUCGGGGCUUUUGACAGAAUAAUGUUUCAUUCAUGCUUUUUGCAUUUAUCACGGUCUGGAAUCAUGUCUUUUGGCCGGUUUAUUCACUCGUUGUGUUUUUACAAAUUAUUUUGAAUAAUGAUAAACUAGUAUUAUAGUGUUGCUGUUUUAUUUGUAUAUUAAUGAUACUAUCGGUAAGAUUAACUUCAUAAUAAGUAACCGCAUGUAAAUUAUCUUACUAGUAAAAAAUAUGAAACGUUAUUUUUUUUAACAUCUUUUAAGACUGGCAACACUGAUUCAUUCAUUCACUCUGCGUCUGCUGCUGUGUUUACGUUUACUCCGAUUGUGCUUUUCCGUUCAAUUUAAAAUCUACUUCGGCUACGUUUUAUGGAUAUUGAUAGUGUCGUUUUAUUCAGUGACUUCGGCUUUUCUUAUACGGACUUCGUUGUGUUUUGUGAUUUGGACUUUUCGUUUGUGACACAAAAUGUUGCGUUGCUUGAACUGUGGGUUACGCGUUCAACGCAUACAGAGGCAUGUUGUUACAACUUUGCCUCAAGAGUUGCUAAUUAUCUUGUCUAUUUGGCUGAGAAUUGAAUAUCUCCCUAUGGAAGAUGUAAUAUGUCAUGCAUGUUAUGUAUUCUUACAAAAUGCUGAUGUAAACACACCUAGAAUAUUAGGUCAUACUAAUAUCUGUGCUGGCUGUGGCUGUUCUUUGAAUGAAGCUAGACUUCAUUCUCUCGAAGAAAAUGGACCAUUAUAUGAUUUUUUUCCAUGGAUUAGAUCAGUACAGAAUGGAAGAGAUAGCUAUGCUGUUUGUCAUAAUUGUUGGCGGCGAGCUAGCCGACAAUUUGAACAAGAUUCUCAACGAGAAAUGGCUAUACCACAAUUGCCACCUGUACCUGCUCCUGCUCCAGCACCUGCCCCUGCUCCGGCACCUGCCCCUGUCCCGGCACCUGCACCUGCUUCUGCCUCUCAGCUGGGCCAGAGAUCAGUUGGAAUGGUCAAUUUACCUCAUUACAAGAGCUGCUAGUACAUCAAGACACUGCAUUUAUUCCGACUGCGGUUAUGUACCUAUGCAUUUAAUACCAACAUUUAUUAAAAAUAUGUUAAUUGUAGAUUACAACUAUUAUGUGCCCCGGUAUUCACGUGUUUGCCAUCACCAUUUGUAUUCUAAUACUUGGCGUGAAUUACCAGAACAAUCAUCUUCAAUAUCAAGUUUUAGUAUAAAUCAAAUAGAAGAUUUAGUUAAUAUGGCAAAACAAAAAACUGUCACAUUUAAUUUUGAAUGUGUUGAAGAAAUGCCCAACCACAUAUGCCAUUAUUGGACUGGACUGGAAGUGUCUGAAUUCAUUAUUUUAUUUAAUGAGUUACCUUUAGCUAAUCAGGUACCAUCACCAAAAUCUGCUUUGGCUAUCUUUUUAAUUAAAAUGAGGACAGGGGACAGUAACAAGAGAUUGUCUUCAUUAUUUAAUAUACCUCGAUCAACUAUGGAGAGGCACAUGAACAUUGUACGC
This is a messenger RNA of Spodoptera frugiperda (fall armyworm), 1640 nucleotides long. RefSeq lists its product as uncharacterized. The transcript is spliced from 3 exons. Bases 611 to 1156 code for a protein of 181 amino acids. The record is from RefSeq and is a predicted model, not a curated record. Lineage: Eukaryota; Metazoa; Arthropoda; Insecta; Lepidoptera; Noctuidae.